This is a messenger RNA of Maylandia zebra (zebra mbuna), 5640 nucleotides long. RefSeq names its product PHD finger protein 20. Gene Ontology annotation, cellular component: MLL1 complex; nucleus; NSL complex. NCBI's taxonomy places the organism in Eukaryota, Metazoa, Chordata, Actinopteri, Cichliformes, Cichlidae. Gene Ontology annotation, biological process: regulation of transcription by RNA polymerase II. The record is from RefSeq and is a predicted model, not a curated record.
ACAGCGAAGAAACGCUUUUCAAGCGUCCCAUCCCUGCCAGAAACUCGGCCCCCUUCGCGCAUGCGCUCUAUAGUCAUCACAGUAUGAGGAGUGCAGAGAACAAGUAACGUCAGAGAUGAAGACACCUCCGGACCGAUCAGGCAUCACAUUUGAAGUCGGAGCCAAACUAGAAGCUCGAGACCACCACAAGAACUGGUACACGGCCACCAUUGAGAAGAUUGAUUAUGACAAAGAGCGGGUCCUGAUCCACUAUCUGCAGUGGAGCCGUCGCCAUGACGAGUGGUUUCAGUGGAACUCACCGUACCUGCGGCCGAAGGAGCGAGUCAGCCUGAGGAGGCAGGGCCUGAAUCCAACGCGAUCACAGCCGACGUUUGUUUCAGGCUCAAAGGUUCUGGCCUGUUGGACCGACUGUCGUUUCUACCCGGCCAAAAUCCUCCGUGUCAACAAGGACGACUCCUACACAGUGCGAUUCUAUGAUGGCGUGGUUCGGACUGUGAAGCCCACCAAAGUCAAACCUUUCCAGGAAAAAUCCAGAUCUGAGAAAAGUGCUGUGGGAAGCGAGGGAUGGGAGGAAGGUGAGAGUGAGGAGGAGGAAGGAGGAGAAGGACAGGAAGAAGAAGAGGAGGAGGAGAAAAAGGAGGAAGAGGAGGCAGAUGAGAAGGUGACAACAGAAGAGACCGAUGCAGCUUUGGAGAGGGAGGAGGACAGGAAGAGGAAGGCAGAACCUUCAUCCUCAAAUCCACCUGCCAAGAAGAAAACAGAUGACAGCAGAAGCAGUGGAACUCAGAAUCAGCCAAUCACAGCUAACUCCACCCCCCCAGCAGCAGCAGCACUUAACCCUGCCCACAUAGACAGAGAUGUCCUGCUGGAGCGUCAGGCUCACCUUCCCACCACACACAAGUUCAGCAGAGAACCAUUGUACAGGGUGAUAAAGAACCAGCCUCCACCCAUCCUCUCCAUUGAGCUGGACCACAACCCCUUCAAGUGCCCUGCUCCCGGGUGCACUAAGUCAUUCAGGAAGGCGAGCCUGCUGCACUACCACAUCAAGUACUACCACACCGACCAGCAGCUGGAGGAGCAAAGCAGCGCGGAGGAGGCCGUGAGGAGGAAGCGAUCUUUUUCAGAGGGUGGCGACUUGGUGUCAGACAGGAGGAGUGAGAACUCAACCAGCGGAGAACAUGGCAUCAUGGGAACAGUAGAAGCCAAGAAGGAUGGGGGGAAGGAGAAAACGGGAGGACUGGUUAAGAAGGAGAGGAAGAACUUCCUGCGAAUCAAACUGAAGAAGAAGAAAAAGAAGAAGAAGAAGAAGAAAAGUCAGACGGGUUUCUGCAGCAGCGACGAUGAGAGCUCAGACAGACCUCCGAUCACUCUCAAGCUCUCAACUGAACAUCACAACACACACGUGCAAGCCGACGAUGGCAGCGAUUGGUCAACGCUGACAGCAGAGAGUGGAGAAGACACGCCCUCCUGGCCUGUUGGCACGGAGACGGAGGAGUGUGAGGUGGUGAGGUGUGUGUGCGAGGUGGACGAGGAGAAUGACUUCAUGAUCCAGUGCGAGUCGUGUCUGUGCUGGCAGCACGGGACCUGUAUGGGUUUAUACGAGGACAACGUCCCACACAACUACAUCUGCUACUACUGCAGACAGACCGCAGGUUGGCGGUGUGCUCAGCGUUUCCGGUCUGAGCCCGACUUGUUGAAAUCCGGUCACAUGUUUGGCCUGUCGUGUGUGAAGGAGAACUACUCGGAGGUCAACGCCUCCAAGAUCUCACACACCAGCCACCUGCUGGCGCACACGUACGGCAUCAGCCAGGUCCUCAGCGCCCUGCAACUCAAAAUCAGCCUGCUGCGCUCGCCGUCCCACCCCGACCAGCAGCUGUGGAGGUCACCGUGGAAGCAGGAGGAGAGGCACAGACUGACGUCCAGCCCGAGAGGAGAGCCGCCCGUCUGCUACGUCAGCAGCGAGCACUGCUAUCAGAAGCCUGGAGCAUCAUGGGAAAAAGGAGAGGAGCAGGAGAAAGAGAGGCCGAUGGUGACGGUGAAGCAAGAGCGCAGUGGCGAGGAGAAGGAAAUAAAACCUGAAGAUGUCAACAGGAGCGCAGCUCACACCGCCGCAGACAGAGACACCACCGCACUCACAGAUGUGCACAACAUAAAAACAGAGAAUCACGCAGGCGGCGGCGAGCAGGCGCACACUCGGACGUGCGCAGCGGAGCCUCACGCGGCGUCGGUGGCCGAGUGUCAGCUGAACCUGCUGGAGCACAUCGAGUCCCUGCACCAGCAGAUCAGCGCCAGGAUGGACGUGAUCGAGAGAGAGCUGGACGUUCUAGAGUCCUGGUUGGACCACUCCGGCGAGCUCGAGCCUCCUGACCCUCUGUCCCGCCUCCCGCAGCUCAAACAGCGAAUCAAACGGCUGCUGUGUGACCUGUGCACCGUGAGGCGCCUGUCGGUCUGCCGCUGACCGCCCUCCCUCUGAACUCUGACGAGACAAAGAGCGUGAAACUCUGAGUUGACUGUGGUUUGUUUCCCUGCAGUUACAGGACAGCGCCCCCCUGUGGUGGAGAAAAGGUGCUCUGCAACAAGAUGGUGUUUUGUUUUUUUUGUUUUUUUAAUACAACGCGACUGUUCCUGAAACGCCUCCAGCCGGACUUGAGAGCCCGUGUGAGCACCAGGCGAGGACGAGUUAGGUCAUUGAUCAGCUGUCAUCCGUCUCAUCGGGACGGGAUGAUGUUUGUCUCUGUGGAGGCUGAACGGACGCGUCGUCUGCCAUCAGCUCGUUGUUUUUCUGCCAGCCAGCAUCGAAGUGUAACAACGCACACAAAGGAUUUGGAUAUCGUAUAUUUUCUAAUUGUACUAAUAUUGCCAGUACUAAUAAUUGUUUGUUUGAAAGACUCUUGGAGGGUUUUACAGUCUGGUGAGACCAGGAGGUUCUUAAGGGUUGGUGACCACUAACUGCCUUUUUUUUUAAUGUUAGGAAUCAGUGCGAUGUGGAGCAACAACAAAACGGCUUCAGUGUUCCUCAGGAAGGAUACCCUUCAAGCAGCUUAUUUUCCUACCCACACAUAUUUAAUCUGACUAAUUUACUGCAGGACAUACCCCUUACUUUUAUUUUGAAAGUCACUGCUUCAUUGUUGUGUGGUUCCUGAUGACUGAUGUCAUCACCGCUGGGGUGGGGCAGCACCACAGGUUAAUUAAUCAUUGAUCAAUAAUCAUUAUGCCCAGUGUGAGGCCAAACACCUUUAGUUUAUUUGUCACUUCCAGCAUGAAGAGACGUUUACACGUUUGUGUAAAGCCACGACUGAUUAUGACGACUCGUGAGCGUCUGUGGGACUCUGCAGCAGUUUCAGGUUUCAGCGUUUUUGCUCAGCAUUGGACUGAUUCCAAGCUUUUUUGUCUUCUGUAAUAAUUUAAACCCAGAAUGGAGCAGCGGGCUUUGUACCACACUGUGAACAGUGAGGCAUGUUUAGGCUGGUGUUAUACAAAUCUUGAAUAUGGUUCAGUUUUCAUGUACGUAAAGCUCUGAACCAGUCAACAAAGAUGCAGGAGGUCAUCACUGUGCAGACUGCAGCAACAACCAGGCAAAGCCUACUGGGGACUCAGUGGUGAGCAAUGGCCUUGAUCUGUCCCACGGGCCAUGGUUUGUUCCUGGUCUUUGACUGAAGGAAUGAUGUCACAGAUACAUGCAGCUGAAAGAACGUGUGGGCUCAGCCGUAGAGCGGACGAGGGGCUGUGGCGUCCCCGAGGGAGCUCAGAGUAGUCGCUGCACCUCCACGUCUAAAGGAGCCCGGUCAUGAAAAUUGCAGAGGGAGUCCACGCCUGGAAUACCUACUUAGCCCACUGCCACCAGCAGACGGGCAGAAGGAAGAUGGAAAAAUCAGCCGCAGGUUAACAGAUACUGAGGUUUUCCUUUCACGAGCUGUUUCAGUUGCUAAUUUGAAGUUGAUGCGGUCAGUUUAACCGUUUCAGACAACUAAAAAUUCUGCUCCUGCAUUUUUCACUCAUUCAGAAUCAAACAGUAUAUCUUUUAAAAGCACAAAAACUCGACACCAAAUGGUGUGAACCACUUAUAAAGAGCACAGAAACAGUAGCUCUUUGUACUAAUCUGUCGUUUCUCACCUCUGCUGAGCGCUGUUUUCACUACAAGUGUCCAACAAACGAAAUGCUUCCAGACUUUCAGUGUCUUCAGUGGAAAAACAGGGUUUAAAAACACGCAUGUUUAAAUGGAUGUAAACAGCUAACUGCAGAGCCGAUCACAUUCAGUUCUGUUAGAAAGUUAUUCGGGGAAAUUCUGGGAAUCAUUUUGCAGGAGGAAUUCAUCCAUUCGUGGUAUGAUUCACUGCUGGCUCGAGCUGUGAGAGGUCACCCAGAUGAGGUUGUGGUGGCAGACUGUCAUUACAGUGUCAGCUUUGGCGUCCUGUUGGUGUUUCUCUGUUAAAAGCCUCAUUGAGGGAACAGUUGUAUUCCCCUCCUCCUGUCCUCGUUUAUCUGCUUUUCUGCAUUUAUUUGUUUGUUCAAAUAGACAGUAUCUUGGGUUGUGAACAGCAUGAUACAUUUUUUAUUCUGGACUCUUCAGUGUUAGCUUUGCUUAAUUCACAGUUAAUAAUUUAUCUGCUCUGUUUGAAACUGUUUCAGCUCGUCUGCCUUUAAGGCUACUCUUUCCUAAUUGGUUGCUCCUCUUAAAUAGAAGAUUUGGACAGUAGGUGGGUGGGGCUUAUGUGCCUGAGAUGACCAUAUUAGUAAUAUCCUCUUUCUGUGACAUCAUACAGAUCCAGGGAUAGAAAAAAAGCUGCCUGAUAUGUGGGCUCACAGCAAAUUGUUCUUCAUGUUAAACAUGAACUUCCACGGCUGGCCCCAGAAAUAAGGAAAAGCAGAGUAUGUCCCCGGCUUUUUAUUUUUUAACAGCUGGCUCAUAAUAAGUUUUAUAUGUAUGAGUUCUGAACCAGACUGUCCUGCACAGAAUCAGAUGGAGAAAACUGCAGGUGCUGUUGUUGGUGCAGUCUGCCAUUAAAGCAAACAGCCUACUGUUAGAUUAAGAAACCCCAGCAGCUUUAAAAUGUACAUAUGUCUGAAUGAAGUUUUAUAUUCUUGAACAAGAAGCUAACUGUAUAUAGCUGUAGAUUUUAUUUUGAUAGAAUGGCUUGAAAGUGGAACUUUCCAGGAAAACAGUUCAUUUCAUGUUAUUUUCAGUUUUUCCUUCAGCGUCUCGUUACACUCUGAAAAACUUACCUGCUUAACGCUGAUGUGUCUUUAAUCCAACCUGUUGCUUCUCUUCAGUUUUUUAAAGUUUUAUUACCACGCCGGCUAAAGAUGCUGUGUUACGUAUCGCAGCCCGCAGGGGCGUCUGACUCAGACCACAUGAACUGUAUAUAAAAGAUGGACACAUAACAUAAAGUCACCAGAACAGCGCUUCCUGAGAUUGGCAAUAUCAGGAAGCGUCUCAUAGACAUUUCAUCCAAUCAGACAGCUUUUCACAGCCACAGUCGCCGCCCUCUGCUGGUCAUCAGAAAGCAGGUUUAAGGCAUUUACGUCUUUCUUUCAUAUACAGUCCCAAGUUUUCAUUUUUAUAUUCAUACUCUUGUUUAAAGCACGAGGAAAUGUGUUUUUCUGAGGAGUUGUAGCUUUGAAUAAAGGUAUAAAAUCCCA